Molecule: messenger RNA, 4116 nt
Organism: Bubalus bubalis (water buffalo)
Lineage: Eukaryota; Metazoa; Chordata; Mammalia; Artiodactyla; Bovidae
Gene: KCNJ10
Product: potassium inwardly rectifying channel subfamily J member 10
Exons: 2
Coding region: 2977-4116 (379 amino acids)
Biological process (GO): regulation of monoatomic ion transmembrane transport; potassium ion import across plasma membrane
Cellular component (GO): plasma membrane
Molecular function (GO): inward rectifier potassium channel activity
Source: RefSeq, a predicted model, not a curated record
AUAAAAAGAACAAAACUUUUAUUUAAAUCACUAUUUUAAAAUGGAAAACUCAACAAUGCCAUUCAAGUUAUCUGUACACUUUCUACAGUCCCCACACACCUGCUAUUCUAGAAUGUCUAAGUGCUUUCUAACUGUCCAGUCCUGCCACACCUUGAGUUUCAGUGAAUGACUUUUCUGAACUACACAGAAAUGAAGACCUUUUGUAAGGAACUUCUCCAGAGACUUCUUCACCACUAGGUAUCUCUUUCUGCUUCUGCCCUUUGAUUCUUCCUCCCCUCCAACUCCUCAGAGGAGUACUCUAAGCGUCAAGCUAGUGAGUUUGGGCUGUGACCUGUUAGCAAGGGCCACCAGUUUGAGGUUUUGAUCCAAGGACACAAAGAGUGGCAUGGUGAAUACAGGCUGCCUCUUCCUUUGAGACUGGAAGGAAAGGUGAAGGGCGGGUCAAGGUCCUGGGCUGCUAGGGAUCUUCCUGACCCUAAAAGUGGCCAUGAAAUGAAAAAGAAUAUCCUGGAGAAAUAGGCCAAAGGGAGACAUGACAGGAUUUAGUUGACGUCCCGAUGGAUGGAGCACAGUUGGUAAGGGUGAGAAUGAAGAUGACUUCUAACUUUUUAAUCUGAUUGACCGGGAGAAACACAGAGUAAGUCAUGAGAAGUCACAGAAGCCACGAGAAGUGUCACACUGGGGGUGGAAGAUGAUGAGUUCAAUUUGGUGCCUGUCCAGUUGAGAGUGGAAAUCCCCAGCAAGGAACUGGAAUUGUGGAGGUAACCCUCUAAAGACAGCCUAAGACUGAAGACAGAGAUCUGGGUAUAACUCAGGAAACAUAGCUGGAGCCGUGUAAACCAUGAAGGCUCCAGGGGCAGGACAUGGAAAGAGAACAUAAGACUCAACCUUGAGUAUUGGAGGAGGAACCUGUAGGUUGGGAUGUAGGGGCAGUGGAAGAAGAAGAGACUGGAGUGGUCCAGGCCAUAAGAGGCCUUCUGUUCCAUGGUUAAGAAUUUGGACUUGACUUAUAGACAAUGGGCAGUCAUUGAAAGCUUAAAUUGGGAAGUGAAACAGUCAGAUUUGUGUUUCAGAGGCACUGGUGUUUCUUUUUAAAAGAAGGAUUUCAUGAUUCGAAGGAUUGUUAGAGUGGAGAAUGACCAAAGGUAGGUGUUGAAAGGCUGCUGCAGUAAUCCUGGUGAGAGGUGAUGGGGUCCUGGACCACUGGAUGAUGAGCUAGGGAGGAAGGGAGCGGGAUUUAGGGGAUUUAGAAAAGUAGAUGCAAUGCUUAGAUAAGGGAGGUAAAGAAAGAGUCUAGGAUUGCUGCCAGGUUUCAUCUUGAGUCACCUUUUUGUUCAGGAAAAGCCUAGAAUUGUUGCCAGGUUCCCUCCUGCCCCACCUUUUUGCUCAGGAAGAGUCUAGGAUUGCUGCCAGAUUCCCUCCUGAGUCACCAUUCUGCUCACGUCCAGAUUAACCCCCCUAAAAUUCUGCUAUAGCUUUGUCUCCCCCCUGCUCAAUACACCUUCAUUGCUCUCCAUCGCCUUCAGAGUUGACCGUGAAUGGGCACAGCUCUAUAUUUGGUCCAGAUCUUCCCCCACCACAAUCACUAUACGUGUGGUGCUUACUUCAGCCCAGUGCAACCCCCUCUGCCCCCACGGCCUGCCCCAUGGGGCUGUUUGAACGGACAUUUAUCCAUCAUAGGGCGUUUAGAAGUUGAACUAAGCUAAAAUGUCAAGUUUCUUUCCUUUUCUCCUCCCCCAGAUGUGUAUCAACUCAAUAUGAUAAUACGGUUUACUGAUUAGUAGUUAAAUAUCUAUGAUGUAUAGAAAUGGGGAAGUAAAUGUUUUCUUUCUUAAUGUAUGCCAAGAAUGGGAGAUUGUGGAGAAAAACCUCUCAAAACAUGGAUUCAGAUAAUCAAAUAAGUCCCUUGUGAUGAUAAGGUUGAGAACCACCAUUCUAUAUUCCAGUCCAAUGGACCACUUUGCUGCUGUUUCUUUCCCAAGCCUACUUGUAUUUGCCUGUCCUCCCAGAACUGUUGAAUGCAGCUAUCUCUGCCUUAAAUUCCCUCCCCAUCAUCUCCUAGUACCUGAAUCCUCUGCAUUCUUUAGGGACCUUAUCGGAAGUCUGUCCUCCCACCUGAGACCUCCUAAGUAGAGUGCUCUUUCCCUUUCUGCAGCCUCUGGCACCUCCCAGGCACUAGGGCUGCAUGUUCUGCCCCCUCUCAAACCAAGCCACUGCAGGUGGGAAUGAUGUCUGCGCAUUUCGCAGGACCUCACUCAGCGCUUAGAAAACGGCAAACAGCGUGGAAAUGGUGCCGAGGGAUAUAACCCCGUAGCCCCCGGAGCCCGCCCCUUCGGCGCUGCCUGUCGGGCCACUGGGCGGGUGCUGAAUUCAUUUCCACCUCAUUAACUCGGCCCCAGGCCCGCCCCCGCCAGCUCCCGCUUCUGUUCCCCAUCCCUGACACGACCGCCUCCUUUUUCUUCCUUCUCUUUUCCUCUGUCACCUUGCCAGCUCGGCUUCUAUCGCUUCGCCUAUCGUCUCUCCAUCUCUUUCUCCUGAGUCUGUCUGGGUCUCUGUCUUUGGGUGUUGCUCUCUGCCCCGUUCCUGCAGCUGUCUGGGGCUCCGCUUCGUUGCUCCACACGCCCCGCCCCCUGCCCAGGCCCCUCCAAUCCCGGCGGCUCGGGCCUGGCGCUCCACGUUCCCAUUGGUCUGUCCGGAGCCCCCCGCCCCCGCCCGCCCGGCCCCUCCAGGUCCCUCCAUUCACGCAAAGUUUGGCUCUGCGCUGCGGAGGGAGGGGGCGGCCCGGCCCGGCCCAGCUCUGCCCCCGGCCGGCCCGACCCCAGCCCUGGCCCCUGGACCAGCCCUUAUCUGAUCCCAGCUCCGGGUUUAAGAGUCCUGGCCCUGCCGGUUGCACAGCUCCGUUCCUCACGCCUGCCCGCCCCGUCCGUCCGUCUGUCCCGCUGCCCAUCCGAGGGGCCACUCCACCCUGGACCCAAGAUGACUUCGGUUGCCAAGGUGUAUUACAGCCAGACCACUCAGACGGAAAGCCGGCCCCUAAUGGGCCCAGGGAUCCGGAGGAGGAGAGUCCUCACUAAAGAUGGCCGCAGCAACGUGAGAAUGGAGCACAUCGCUGACAAGCGCUUCCUCUACCUCAAGGACCUGUGGACCACCUUCAUUGACAUGCAGUGGCGCUACAAGCUGCUGCUCUUCUCUGCCACCUUCGCAGGCACCUGGUUCCUCUUUGGUGUAGUGUGGUAUCUGGUAGCCGUGGCCCACGGGGACCUGCUGGAGCUGGGCCCCCCGGCCAACCACACCCCCUGUGUGGUACAGGUGCAUACACUCACCGGGGCCUUCCUCUUCUCCCUUGAGUCCCAGACCACCAUUGGCUAUGGCUUCCGCUACAUCAGUGAGGAGUGCCCACUGGCCAUCGUGCUUCUUAUUGCCCAGCUGGUGCUCACUACCAUCCUGGAAAUCUUCAUCACAGGUACCUUCCUGGCAAAGAUUGCCCGGCCCAAGAAGCGGGCGGAGACCAUCCGUUUCAGCCAGCACGCAGUCGUAGCCGCUCACAAUGGGAAGCCCUGCCUUAUGAUCCGAGUGGCCAACAUGCGUAAGAGCCUCCUCAUUGGCUGCCAGGUGACAGGCAAACUGCUUCAGACCCACCAGACCAAGGAGGGUGAGAACAUCCGCCUCAACCAGGUCAAUGUGACUUUCCAAGUGGAUACAGCCUCUGACAGCCCCUUCCUCAUCCUCCCCCUUACUUUCUACCACGUGGUAGAUGAGACCAGUCCCUUGAAAGACCUCCCCCUCCGCAGUGGUGAGGGCGACUUUGAGCUGGUGCUGAUCCUAAGUGGGACAGUGGAAUCCACCAGUGCCACCUGCCAGGUGCGCACUUCCUACCUGCCGGAGGAGAUCCUUUGGGGCUAUGAGUUCAUACCCGCCAUCUCGCUGUCAGCCAAUGGCAAAUACAUAGCAGACUUCAGCCUUUUUGACCAAGUGGUGAAAGUAGCCUCUCCAAGCGGCCUCCGUGACAGCACUGUACGCUAUGGAGACCCUGAAAAGCUCAGGUUGGAGGAGUCGCUAAGGGAGCAGGCUGAGAAGGAGGGCAGUGCCGUUAGUGUGCGCAUCAGCAAUGUCUGA